UCCCUCACCGCAAACCCAUCUCAAACACAAAAAAUCUUACCCCCUUUCUCUCUCUCUCCCUCUCUCUCAUGGCUUCUCCCCAUGUUGGUUCUGAUCAGGCACCUUUCAUGGGGGAGCCUAAUUCUACUUCUACCACCAAGGACGACCCAUCGGAUGAUUCAACAGCUCCACCAACACCUCCACCGCUGCCACCGCGACCAUCCGUCUCAUUAGUCGAACCACACCAUAAGAAGAAACAGAACAGAGUUUUUCGAGUUUUCCGUUCAGUUUUUCGAUCAUUUCCGAUCAUCACACCGAUGUGUAAACUUCCUAUUAUACAUAGUACAUUGCCCGAAGGUCACCGGGUUGUUGCGGGUUCACGAAUAACCGGUACGUUGUUUGGGUAUCGAAAAGGUAGAGUAAGUUUAUCUAUACAAGAAGCUCCCAAAUGCUUACCUACAUUGGUUCUAGAAUUAGCCAUUCAAACUUUUGUAUUACAGAAGGAAAUGACCGCUGGUAUGGUAAGAAUAGCACUGGAAUGUGAAAAAAGAACUGAAAAGGAUAAAAUGAAAUUGCUUGAUGAACCAUUAUGGACCAUGUAUUGUAAUGGGAAAAAGAGUGGCUAUGGUGUUAAGAGGGAUGCAACGGAGGAAGAUCUCCAUAUAAUGGAGCUUCUGAAGGCUGUAUCGAUGGGCGCUGGUGUCUUGCCGGGGAAUCUAGAUGACGAAGGUCCUGACGGUGAACUGGCAUACAUGCGUGCCCAUUUCGAACGUGUCGUGGGAUCAAAAGAUUCAGAGACUCUGUACAUGUUGAGCCCAGAUGGCAAUAACGGGCCUGAACUCAGCAUAUUCUUCGUAAGAAUCUGACGAUGAACCACAUGAUUAACUUGAUUGUUGUAUUUUGCUGUGACGCUAUACGUAAAAUCCCUCCGUUUUGGAUCGUGUGACGCGCUCUAAUCACUUGGAGUUCACAUAUUGUGGACCCGAAGACAUAACAGUCAGCUCGGUGGAUAUGCAAACGUAACAGUCCGCAACUCUUCAAGUCAGUAGAUUCGACUUGAUAGGUGUACCGCACGAUGAUACAACACAAAUGGAUCUCCAAGCAGGGGAAAUUGGCUCACAGCAGGUGAACAGAUGUGCAAGAAGAGAGAAAUUGAUGUAUUUGAGACAUGGUUUAAUCUAGUGUGUAAUUGAAGAUAAGAAUCGUAUAUAUUAAGAAAGGGAGUUUUGUUGGCCAUUGAACUCAGAUUUUUCUUUUCAUGAACAUGGUUGUUCUUUAGUGUUAAAACCUCGGGUUUUUCUUUUCAUGCUUCUUUUACUUGGGGCAAACUCAGAUAACCUUGCACUUCGAAUGCAUUUGAAUUU
Papaver somniferum (opium poppy) is the source of this 1343-nucleotide messenger RNA. Its product is annotated as protein MIZU-KUSSEI 1-like. The transcript has a single exon. The coding region runs from base 69 to 845 and encodes 258 amino acids. The record is from RefSeq and is a predicted model, not a curated record. Lineage: Eukaryota; Viridiplantae; Streptophyta; Magnoliopsida; Ranunculales; Papaveraceae. Gene Ontology annotation, biological process: hydrotropism.